AUGAGUACAGCAACAACAACGCUUGCUUUUGAGCAGCGUAAGGCUGAACGCAUCUCUACGGAUUUUGGAGACGUUGCAUUGCAGCCCCUACCUCGGUUCGAACGCUCGCCAAUUCGCGUCACGGAGACCCACCAACAUGGUCGGGCAAGCAGCGAGAUGCAGGAGCCAGAGGUCCUCGGUGCUGAGCAGGAUCGAGAUGAAUCUUUCGGCGCAACACCCGCAUCAGGUCCGAGCGAUCUCGACGCCAGAGGAACGCUGCUGCUUGCUGUUCAGCAUGCGACGUUAUCAUGGGGUUACCGCUCCGCCGAAUUCGCGUAUCCGCUCAUGAUGGUGCAGCUGUUCACCAAUACGUUGCUUCCCGCCUCGAUCUACGGCUUUGUCACCACAGCAGGCGCCAUCCUAUUCUCCAACAAUGUCGGACGCCUCAUCGACACCUAUGCUCACCUCAAGCUUCGUACUCUCCGAGCCAUGAUCUUGUCGCAGAAACUACUCGUGGGUGCUUCAUACGGUCUCUUUCUCAUACUUUUUUCUUCUACCUCGCUACGAAUGGAGGCGGAGAACGGAGGCAAAGGUCCACAAGAUGCUAGAGCCAACGCAAGACCGUGGGUCUUCUUUGCAGCCAUCACACUUCUUGGUAUCGGUGUAAUGCUGUCCAACGUCGGUGUCAGCGUGGGCGUCGAGAGGGAGUGGGUCACCAUCAUCAGCGAUGGCUCUUCGGCAAGGCUGACACGACUCAAUGCAAUUAUGCGCAGGAUCGAUCUGAUCUCCAAGCUCGUCAGUCCACUUUUCGUUUCGGCGCUCACCUCGACCAUGGGCUAUACGCUGGCUGCCGUAGUGUUGUUCUCGGUCAAUGCCGUCACUGGCAUCUUUGAGCUCAUCUUUGUCGGCACGGUCUAUCGAAGGUUUCCUUCAUUAGCCAAUGACGAAAAGGUAGCGAUCGCAAGAAGACAGACAGCGGCAGAAGCAAGCACAGAUUCAUCUGCUUGUAGGGAACCAUCUUUGAGCGCACAAGGGACAAAAGCACGUCUUGCAAAGUUGACCUCCCUGUUAGUCGCUUCAGUGGUCGAAGACGUUAAGCAGCAGUACCACGACUGGAAGCUUUUUGUGCGGCUGCCGAUCUUCCUGACGUCGCUGUGCAUUUCGCUGCUCUACAUGUCGGUGCUCUCGUUCGAUCCAACCUUCAUCGCCUAUCUCAAAUCCGAGACUCUGUACAGCGAUGCUUUCAUUGCUGGCAUGCGAGCGGUGGGCGUCGUCACAGGUCUCAUGGGGACGUUUGCGAUGCCCCUUUUGGAGAAGAGGAUCGGCCUGGUUCGCACCGGCUCUUAUUCGCUGUUCGCUGAACUGAUCCCGCUAGUGCCGGCAGUGGUAUCGCUCUGGAUCACCGGCUCUCCCAGCGAUCGAUUUGGACUUUCGGACAAACGACGUUCCAAUUGGAAUACGGGCUUGCUGUUUUCCGGCUUGGCACUGUCCCGAAUCGGGCUUUGGGCUUUCGAUCUCACCCAACUUGCCAUGAUUCAGACCGCACUGUCACCCGAGCAGCUCGGCCCAGAUGCGGGUCGCAAGAACGCACUUAUGGCACUCCAAUUCUCGCUGCAAAACGUCUUUGACCUGGGCCAUUACGGACUCACGCUCGGAUGGAAUAAGCCGCAAGAGUUCAAGUACGCCGCCACAGUCUCUUUAGUCGCUGUGGGAGCAGCGACGACGCUCUAUCUCGUAUUCUAUGCCCGUCGCGUUCGAGGACAUAUCGUCCAUCUCGAAGGUCUGCAGCGUUUGCUCAGCCGCAAGGAACGUUGA
Molecule: messenger RNA, 1794 nt
Organism: Mycosarcoma maydis (corn smut)
Lineage: Eukaryota; Fungi; Basidiomycota; Ustilaginomycetes; Ustilaginales
Exons: 1
Coding region: 1-1794 (597 amino acids)
Biological process (GO): iron ion transmembrane transport
Cellular component (GO): membrane
Molecular function (GO): iron ion transmembrane transporter activity
Source: RefSeq, a predicted model, not a curated record